AUGAAUUCAGCAGGUCCAUCCGUCAUACAUCAAGCCUUUGGAAGUUCCGAUCCUUCGAGCUGUCAGCGGUUAAAGGAAAAUAAGAGUCUUGACUUUCGAUUCGGUCGGGAUAAAAAGGAACAAGUUGCAAGCAGCUUCCGGUUGGCAAUCAACGAUCCUGUCAUUGAACCCGGAGCAAAGCACAGGUCGCACUUAGAGAAACAGUGUUGCCCUCGAAAGUUCAGGGUAACCGAACAGGCGGCAUCGUUUGCGCGAGGCUGUCGCAAUGCGAAAACAAUGCACAAUGCAACAAACAUAUCAGGACCACCUGUCUUUGUAACCUUGCUCAACUCUGUUCCCGUCUCAGCUGAUCAACCACUGAAACCCUCAACAAUGUGUUUUGAUUAUUCUAAGGCUCUCCUGAUACCUGGUCUAGUUAGCAUGAUGUUGGGAUGGAAUGGAGAAUUUGAUCUAAUUGAAUGGCAGUGUGCUUGCUUCUCAGGUCCUACAUGUCUCUCCAUCUCCAACAUGACCAUUAAUGUGCAAAAAUGUCCCAAGGUGUUUUAUGGACAUAUUAACAAACAACAAUUGACAUCAGCCACUCCAGAGGCAUUAAAUCGGUUGAAUAAUGGACUAGUUGAAGAGGUGAACGUCCCUGCCCUGGGGUGGGAUCAUGUGACACGGUCAGGGUCUGCCCUUACGUCACCGACCAGAGCCCGGGCGGCGGGGAACGAGUGCGCAGGCGUGGUUAGUGGUCCGCGGGGCGUGCGGAAGAUGGUUGACGUCGUGGUGUUGAGCAGCGUUUUCCUGGGUUUGAUCGGCGAAGGAGCCCUCAGCCUCUCCUCAUCCGUCGGACUGCAACCCGACUUCAGCUGGCACGGCCAUGACGCUGCUGCUGCCGCCGCCCCCGCCCCUUGGUUGGGCGGCGUCGAUGGGCCUCUGACCCUCGUCGGGGUGCGGGAAGCCCGGAGCCCGCCCGACUGGGAGGGCACCGCCGGCUGGUGGAUGUCCUUUGUCCCGGACGGCUCGCAGCUGUCGGAGGAGCAGGCGGUGAGCCAGAGGUGCCGGCAGCUGCUGGCCGAGUUUGGAGACAGCUGCAAGGCCCUGGUCGGCUGCGCGGUGAAGAACGCGCGGCCGGUGCGGAUCUGCGAGAAGUGCCUCUCGCUCUUUCACGACUUCUGGGAUGCCUUCGCCAAUAUCUCAAAAGAUUCGGGCAACGUUAGUUGUUCGACACAACUUUUGAGAUCCGAUCGUUUGCAAAUAGUCCUGAAGACACAGAAGUUUCUGCAGCAACUUUGGACUGGCUCUCAGUGUGAUGCUUGUUUGAAUGAAAACAAAACGGCACUAUCAACUGACACUGUAAUCUUUAAGAAGUUGCUGAAUGAUACUCUGACUUGUUUUGAACAACACUCUUUGAAACACCCAGUUCAUAGUAACCAUUCAGAUCUUUGCAUUAAGUGCAAAGUUUCUUACAAUAAUUUGACUGAAUACUAUGGUAGAAUGGAAACAAACAAGAACCUGUGCAUAGACAUCAUUGAUGAAAUGAAUUUGACACGGCAGCUAUGGAGCAAAACUUAUAACUGCACUAUCCGUGACAGUGAUAUCGUUCCAGUUAUUGCGGUUUCAACAUUUCUUCUUUUUCUACCAGUUAUCUUCUAUCUCAGCAGCUUCCUUCACUCUGAGCAGAAGAAAUUGAAGCUUAUAGAGCCUAAACGUCUGAAACAUUCCAGCAGCAACAGCAGCACACAUUGAAGAAAGAUUUUCCUGAAAGUUUGCUGAUCUGUUAAUAUUGACCAGGAAGAAUAUUGUGCAUGGAACAAAAGAUGAGGGUUUGUAACAGCUAUGAGAAUGUGGUCUUUGCACCUUUACAUCUUCAUAGUUUAAUCAUUUUGUCAGUAUUUAAGAAAUUGCAUCUACUGAAACUUUGCACUUUGGAAGUGUUCAAGUCUUUUUUUUUCUUUGUGAUUGCACAGUAUCUUUUGUCCCUUUUUGACCAAGUAAACAGUUUCAGGUAGAGGUUCAAGCCAGACCAGGGUGACCUUAACCAUUCACUGCUCAGUCUCAUUGGUGACAUUUCAUUUUUAUUUUUGCAAUUAGUUUAGUUCUGCUACUGUUGAACUAUAACCAAAGUUUGGUAGAUCUUAGCUGGCUUCUGAUUUAAUGUUGGUUGCUACUGUUUACAUUUCAAAAUAAAGCCAUUGCACUGAAAGAACUGAAAACUUAAAGAAAUAUAGACUAUUUACAUUUUUGAUUAAUAACUUCAAAAAGAAGCUGUGAAACACAGCUGAAUCAAAGCACACUGGAUGUUCCAGAAAUGGUCUUCCAUCAUAGUUUGCUGCCUUUUGUUUAACAAUGCUUGAAUUUUAAAUAAUGCACUAAUUAUGCAAAAAGUAGGAGCACUGUAGUUGCCAAUGUGAAGAGUUCUUUUAACUUUCAGCAUCUGGACUGCUGAUUCUUAUUUGUCUUGGAAUGAGUAACUUAAAAAUACACAGCACAAGUAGUUAACAAUGAAAACAAUAUGGUAAAGGUAGAUCUUUAAAAAAAUCAUUGAGGGAAGCCAAGAAUUAGGAUAAGGUUAAACAAAUUUAGAAUUGAUAAUAAAACAAUUAACACCUGAUGUCAAUAAAAUCCCUGGAUUUUUUAAGAAACAAUUGAAUCCUGUGGAGGAGGUUGGAAGACUUGAGUAGAAGCCAAGUGUGGAUAAAACAAAUGGCUUUCAUUAUUUGCUUUUAAACUUGUUUUCUUGCAAUCAGUGCUUAUGUGAAAAUUUAUUUUUAUAAUGUGGAAAAAAAAAAUUGGAUUCUUGUUUCUGUUUAAUGUAUUUGUGGUUUUUGAUAAUUUUAGUUGUGUAUGAAGUGUUCCAUUAACUUUUCUGAAUGACGUGUUAUUAUUUAAAUAUUCUUCAACAUGUUAAGUUUGUUUUUUGCCUGAAACUUAAAUGUAUCAUACUGUGAUACAUUAAUAAUUAAAGUGUUUGGGGAAAACAUUAUCCAAGUGUGGGUUUUUAGAACUUUUCCUCUGCAUUGAGAUUAUCAUGAAAUUUCAGGCUAAAGCUUUGUUCAUACAAACAAAAUAAAUCCUCUAUUUAAGAGUGAAAGGAUCGAGUCAGAUCAAUAUUUUCUUUUCCUGUAUGACAACCAUCUGACCUUUACACAUUAAUUUCCAAGAUUGUGGGCUAUUCAGCCUUUGCCUAUAAUGUUUUUCAACUAAAGCAGCCAACUGGAAUACAGUGGGCUGAUUUUAAACAUGCAACUUGCAUGUGAAUCCACAAAUCCUAUUGGACAGAAGAUGGCUACCAACAUUUCAGCCUUAUAUCGUGGAACCCAAUGUGCAAUUGCCAGUGUUGAAGUUGAUGUUUGUGGAGUUCCUUGUUCAGUUGUCCACACCAAUAAAGAUUACAUGUGACAGA
Pristis pectinata (smalltooth sawfish) is the source of this 3388-nucleotide messenger RNA. RefSeq names its product osteoclastogenesis associated transmembrane protein 1 (gene ostm1). Gene Ontology annotation, cellular component: cytosol. The record is from RefSeq and is a predicted model, not a curated record. NCBI's taxonomy places the organism in Eukaryota, Metazoa, Chordata, Chondrichthyes, Rhinopristiformes, Pristidae. Bases 1 to 1731 code for a protein of 576 amino acids. The transcript is spliced from 11 exons.